Messenger RNA from Anarrhichthys ocellatus (wolf-eel), 2313 nucleotides. RefSeq names its product spermatogenesis associated 2 (gene spata2). Lineage: Eukaryota; Metazoa; Chordata; Actinopteri; Perciformes; Anarhichadidae. Gene Ontology annotation, cellular component: cytoplasm. The coding region runs from base 582 to 2273 and encodes 563 amino acids. The record is from RefSeq and is a predicted model, not a curated record. The transcript has 3 exons. Gene Ontology annotation, biological process: protein linear deubiquitination; regulation of necroptotic process; protein K63-linked deubiquitination.
GGCGCAUGCGCGUUGGGAUGAUGGGAAUUUCCAACAGCUGAGGAGGAGGCGUAGCUAGCCACACGGCUAGCACUCGUUAAAGCUUGGAGCCGGCUCAGAAGAAUCCCACGAUCACGAAUGUGGCUCCACGAUGAGUGACCUUGAGCUCUGCACACGCCGAAACCGAGGACUGGAAUAGAUGCAGCGCUGCGUUAACAGAGCGUGAAGCUACAGCUCCUCCUGACCUCAUCGUGCACGACAUAGGCCCGUGUGUCCUGGAAUGAGUCGGGCUUUGAGCCGAUGCCAGAGAUGCCCGUAAGAAGGCGUCCCUACAGGCUGCAGCCUAGCUACGCCAACUGAAAGCACCACAACAACUGCAUCUGUUGUUUGAAGGAUGUGCUGCUGAUUGGAUGCAAAAUCUCACUCCUCUUCCACCUCUCCAAAACAUUAUUAACGUCGAGCGUGUGCCAAAGCGUUCGCAGUGAAUCAUGAUGACCAAAACAUGGUGCUUGAAUGUGGCACCCUGGUGCAGAAUAUGCUAAGAGGGGUGAGGCUCUCUCAGAAAAGUAGCCGAAGGGCCGACUGACAGUCCGCUGCCGACAAUGGAUGCCAAGUUAAAAGAGGACCUGUUUCGAAGGUAUGUGACGCUGCUGGAGAGGCGUCUGGAGGGUGGAGGGGAGUACACGGGGGUUGGAGGUGCACCAGAGGGGGACAGAGGGAGGCACAAGGACAGCGAGGCGCUGCUCUCCACUGCGACGGCUCUGCUGGGGGCCUACCAGCCGGACCCGGGGCAGCGCUUCCGGAUGGUGCGUUACUAUGAAGUGGUGGAGAAUUCCCUCCGCUGUCAGAGAGGGGGCAACAUCAGGAGCCUGGAGAGAGCCUUCCACACGCUGGAGACCAUAUGCACCAACCUCCUGCUCUUCCCCUGGAAGAAGGAGUUCAGAUGUAUCAAGACCUUCACCGGCCCAUAUGUGUACCAUCUGCAGUCCGCCAUUUCUGAUGCCGAACUCCGAACUCUAAUGCGCACCAUCGGCUACACCUGUGACCACGAUUCGCAGUUCCACUUGCAGGAGCACCCGGGAGGCGCGAAUCAUCUCCGGCAGCUGGCGUUCGAGCUCUUCCUGGCCCAGGCAGAGUGUCGUCUCCUGGGGGAGGUUGUGGCUCUGGCCCGCGGUUCGGCCUCGGAGCUGGAGGCCCUGGAACUCCGCAGAGGCUGCAGAGACGACGCGGCCGGCUGUGCCGAGGCGCUCCGCAGACGCGACAGCCUCGGUGCGGACAUGGCUCGGCUGUCCGUGCGGCCGCUGGACAUCGAGAGGCCUCACGCCCACCACCUGAGGCGAGGCAGCCGACCGUCUAAGUCCGUGGACGUCACAGAUGGGGCCGGCCACUGGCACGCGGCAGUGAGCAAGCCCGUCCUGAAGGCCUCGCUGAGUCUGAGGAAGGAAACUCUGUUUGUGGAUGCAGAGGAGGACAUGAAGGAUGAGAUCAUCAGGCCCUGCACCUCGGCGUCCCUCUUCUCCGUGGCUGCUCCGCCUUCCUACAGCCCCGUUGCGGAUUUCUUCCCAAUCCAGUCGCCUCCCCCGGCGGAUGCUUACACAUCCUACCACCUGUCCUCUUUGGAUGAGAUCGACUUGUACACAGAACGGGGUGUCGGGACGGGGGGAAGGCAGACCCCCUCUCGGCCUCCGUCCAGAGAGCCCCGGGAUGUGCGGGACGCGUGGCUGCUCAAAGCUCACGGCAGUGUGAAGUGUCAGGGCUGCGGGCUGGGCUGCUCCUCCAUGGCCUCCUGCCAGAGGUGUGACAUGAUCCUCUGUGCUUCCUGUCACGACGUGGACCCCUCCCCUUGCUGUGGCCUGCAGGACUACCACCCCAAAUCCCCGCGGCCCCUGGACGGGUACAUCCCCGUCAAGGAAAAGCUCUCCGUCUACUCCAACACUCACUCCCACUCCCACCCGCACCCGCUCACGCUGACCCACUCGCACUCUCACCCUCACCCCCAGAUGGUGGAGAAGCCCCUCAUGUCCGCGAAGCUGUUCGCGAGCAAGUCCGUCGCCCUCACGACGCCGAAGGGCGGCGGCGGCGACCGGCUGAGCACGGGCGGGUCGCGGUGCGGCUUUUGCAACAAGCCGGGGGCAUCGCACACCUGCGUCAACUGCUCCAAGGUGUCAUGUGACUCGUGCAUGGGCUUGUACGCCAAGGAUAUUUGCACGCGGAAGAACCCCCAGCACAGCUUUGUGCCCAACCAUCAGCUCAACUUCAAAUCCGGCACCAUAUCUCACCUGGUGUACCGAUGAGUCAGGGCGACGAAUAUUUGUUUCUCCCCUCUCGUCUUCC